AUGGACGAGGCGUCAAGGCUGGUGUCUGAGCUGCACUCGAAGCUCGCGGCGCUGGACGAUAAAGUCGCCCGCUAUCAGCGAGACAUGGCGUCGGAAUUCACCAAAUACGCGGCAGAUCUUCUGCGAAAUGUACCAAAGGAUGUUUCUGACGAUGUGUCGAGGAGAAUUGCUGAGUCGGUGAGGGAGUAUCCAUCGUUGAAGCUCGACCCAGGCACCAUUGAGUCAUGCGCCGACGCGACAGGCUGCAGCAACAGUGGCGGAGUCGAUUCACCAAAUGGAGAUUUGAUAGUAACAGAACAUGUAGAGAGGGCACAGGAAGACGAGGAGGACCCUCCACGAAGCCCGCACGAACGAGAAAAAGAAUUCCAGGGACUCUUUACACCCUUUUACCUACCUCUCCUCGAUAGUAACGAUCGCAACGAACGAAGGUCGAGCAGUGAUUUGAAGGCAGCAGUACCAGUGCCUAUAACAGACACGAAUACCAUGGAUAAUGCGGGAGUCGACGCCAGUACGGAUACAAGAUCACUAGCAGGCACUCCAGAGCCACCCAGACCGCCCCUCCCCAAACGAAGAAAUACAGACGAAGUAUCCUCAGGGUCUUCGGAUUUGGGCGACGGGAUCACUCGUCGAAGUGCAUUGCGCAGAUCCUCUACUUCGUCCACAAGAAACAGCCCACGUCGAGUACGAUUCGAAGUCGAAGGUGAGGAGGUCCUUCCCACAUCCUCGCCAUAUACCUCCGAAUUACAGAUGACGCAAGACCUACCAGUAACAUACCAAAUACUUGGCGAAGAUUUGGAAGACGUUGGUGAAUCGGAACAGAUAGAGGAUAUAGAGGAUAUAGAUGAAGAACAGGAUCUAGACGAAGAACCACCCCCUACAAGACGCGUCUCCUCGUCGCAAGCAUUGAGAGCGUUGUCCCGAGGUCCAUUCGUAGACGACGGGACUCAAUGGACAACCGUCUCUGCGCCGCCUGAUGGUUCAGCUUCAAUUGCUGUCUCGGGUGAUUCACCCGCUCUAUCUACACAAUCAUCCACGGACGACUUACCAAUCAUCAACGGCAUUUCACGUGCACCGCCAGAAGAAAAUAUUUUAAGCUCAGACUCGCCGACGUCUGUGUUUACAUCCCAAAACACAACUGCAAACAGCCGAUUGGCUCAACCACAAGCAAUGCCUUCCUCUGACGACAUUCUAGCGCGACAUGAGUCUGACGACCCCGAAUAUAUGUCUGACGAAGAAGAAGAUGAUAUGCUAGAUAUGCCUGCACUUACAUCCAUGAAAGGAAAACGAUCUAACGCGCCUCAACCUUCCUCUCUCUCUUCUUCUGGUGCCACCCCAACGCGAUCUCCAACUGCAGCUACCAUGACCCGCGGGGUUGGUUCCAUGAAUCUUCUCGAUAUCGACCAGAAAAAGGCCACUGAUGAGCUAGGCAAAUUACGAUUCUCCGCCGAUGAUGAAGAUGAGAUGUUCACGUUCGACGACAACGACCAUCGCCCAAGCCCUCCAGAAGAAGAAGACGAUGAUUCUGAACCCGAGAGUUCUUCCCCUAUAUCUCCGACUUCACCUGGAUCUGGCGAUGACGUACGUGAAGCUUCAGGCCUUUCGAAAUCUCCAGCACGUCCUAUCGUCAAGCCUGCAAGUCGCCGUGAGAUGGGUUCUUCUGGAUCUGGAGCUACAGGUUCCUUGAGGGGCCACCCAUUUCAAAUGCCUAUUGUCAGUCCUGACGUGCACGCGGCAGCCGCUUCUAUGGGAGACUUCAAUUCAUUCGUCGGCAGUGUCCACGGGCGUAGUGGUGUGGAUGACUGUGACCCAAUGGCAUUCAGAAACAGCAUCGGCAAACCAACCUACCAGGGCAACGUUCGACCGCUGACCAUGCAAGACCGCCUAGCACACGAUGAAUACCAUAAGGGGAAACAAGCAGAUACUCCGAUUGAGUCGCCAAAGAACAAAUAA
Molecule: messenger RNA, 1950 nt
Organism: Glarea lozoyensis ATCC 20868
Lineage: Eukaryota; Fungi; Ascomycota; Leotiomycetes; Helotiales; Helotiaceae
Exons: 1
Coding region: 1-1950 (649 amino acids)
Source: RefSeq, a predicted model, not a curated record